Messenger RNA from Notodromas monacha, 585 nucleotides. The record is from the annotation of a GenBank genome assembly. NCBI's taxonomy places the organism in Eukaryota, Metazoa, Arthropoda, Ostracoda, Podocopida, Cyprididae.
AUGGAUGGAUCAAUGCCGAUCAGCUCAAAGCGCGUGGCGAGUUCUUUAAAAAGACAGGUUAUGGAUAAUCAUUCGUACUCUCAAAAAGGUGUACUGAGAGGGUUGCAUUACCAGCUGAAUCCACAUGCUCAGGGCAAAUUGGUACGUGUAGUACAAGGCCGUGCUUGGGAUGUGGCUGUUGAUAUUCGCCAAGGUUCUCCUACAUUUGGUCAAUGGGUCGGUGUAGAACUUACUGAACAGCGUGCAGCUAUGCAUUGGGCGCUUCGUUUACCGAAGCAUGAUGAACAGCAUCCUAAAUUAGCAGGCAAAGUACAUGAGCAAUUAGAGCGAAUGUAUGCAUUGGUUGAGAAAAUUCAUGCGGGUCAGUACCGUGGUGCAACAGGUGAAGUUAUACAAGAUGUGGUCAAUAUUGGUGUGGGUGGGUCUGAUUUAGGCCCAUUGAUGCUUGAAAUGGAAUCGAAUGGUAAAUCCAUUCAGCGUAACGGAAAGAAAGUUGAGCUAAACACUUGUCCAAUUGUUUGGGGAGAAGUUGGUCCGAAUGCACAGCAUGCUUUUUAUCAGCUGUUGCACCAAGGUGCGCAUAAA